AUGUUUUUGUCGGGGGAGAAAAAUAGUUUCAAACAGCACGUUAAGAAUUUAAAUACAUAGUCUGUAUGCAGGUAAAUAUACUAUACAUCUACUCUCUGUGAGAAAAACAACUACUGACCCACCUGUGAGGCAGUCGACCGUUUCAAAUAAAUGUCAGGACCUUAAGAAAUCACUAAAGAUGCCGCUCUUUGGAAACACGUUCAGUCCCAAGAAGAUCCCACCUCGCAAAUCUGCCUCGCUCUCCAGCCUCCACACGUUGGAUCGAUCAACUAGAGAAACCGAACUGGGCCUUGAGUAUGGACCACCUGCGAUGAACCUUGGAGGUCAGAGUUGGAAAUUUGAAGAGGGCCAGUGGAUAUCAGAAUCGGGGGGAAAUGGGUCCAGUAAGGAAUUUCAGCGGCUUAAGAAGAGAAAUGUACAGCUGGAAGAAGAGAACAAUCUCCUGAAACUUAAAAUAGAAAUUCUCUUGGACAUGCUGACAGAGACUACUGUGGAGUACCACCUGAUGGAGAAAGAAGCUGAAGAUAUAAAGACACAAAUUCGAAGGAAGAAAUGACAAAUCCAAUCUGAUGCCUUCAAAAUAGGAAAUGUUGUUCAUUCUUAGGGAGAAUGUCAAGUUUGUUGGAAAAAAAGAGCUAUUACUUUGUUUUUGCUUGUAUGCACAAAAUUACUCUUUUUUUUUUUUUACAUAAGAAUUUUUUUUGUCGUAGAUCUAGAACUUGCUUGUAUUUAAUUGGAAAAGCAGAUACUUAAUCAGAUGGUGUGUCUACUUUUAUUUGUUCUUUUCUACAUUUGUAACUGUAAAUCUGUAUCUGAAAGACAGCUUAAUGUCUACGUCUAUAUGGCAAUACAAGUUUUCUUUCUAAGAUUUUUUGUAUUUAUUGUAUUUUCUAUUGAGAUCCAAACUAAAAUUCUAUUACCGUAA
Messenger RNA from Pungitius pungitius (ninespine stickleback), 925 nucleotides. RefSeq names its product chibby 1, beta catenin antagonist (gene cby1). The coding region runs from base 179 to 556 and encodes 125 amino acids. The transcript has 5 exons. The record is from RefSeq and is a predicted model, not a curated record. Lineage: Eukaryota; Metazoa; Chordata; Actinopteri; Perciformes; Gasterosteidae.